Molecule: messenger RNA, 3699 nt
Organism: Diversispora eburnea
Lineage: Eukaryota; Fungi; Glomeromycota; Glomeromycetes; Diversisporales; Diversisporaceae
Source: the annotation of a GenBank genome assembly
AUGAGUGGGCAGUCUUCAGUUCGAAGGAUUAGUGCCGGUUCAAAUAAACGAAUAAGUGAACCAGGUUCUUCAAAUGUUACUGAAGAUUCAACAUACCAAUAUGCAUUACGGAUUGCAUAUUUGGCUUAUUUAACUCAACCUAAACCACCACCACCUAAACCACAGACUUUCGCUCCCAGUCCACAACUUGUAGCGAUAAAAAAUGAAGAGCAGAAAAAACGUCAUAGUCAAUCUUUAUUAAAUCCUGAUUUAAUAACUAGCUUGUUUGAAAGUAAAAAAAGCCUAAAAAUUCCUAAAGAAUUAUCAAAAGCAUUGAGAGAAAGACUUGAAACAAUUGUUAAUGGACGGGAUCCAAAUCCGACUUAUAAUGAUCCUUAUUUUCGAAAAGAUAUAUCAAUUCUUCAUCGAUCAUUAUUGCAGCAAUCAUUUCGGCAACAAAUUCAACAAAUAAAAUCAGGCAAAAUAGAGGAAGUUGUACUUUUAUAUGUUAGAAUCGCACAAAAUGAACUUAAAACAGCACCAAUGCCACAAAAUGUUACAUGGCAAGCCAAAUUAACAGAUCAUGUUAGUUAUUUCAUUGAAAUAUUGAAAGAAACUCUUCAAUCUAAAGAUUGUAUUUCAGCUUCUACACCUGAAUUAUUGGCGAGACUUGAAACAUUUCCAUCAAACGGAGCAGGACAUCAUCCAAAUAAUGGAGGAACAAGUAAUGGUAUCGAUGACAUGAAAAUGGUAAAAUUGGUUCAAAAUAUUUUCCAAAUCCCUACCAAUCAAAUUCAAAAAGAUAUUAUUGCAAUAAAGAAAGAAUGCACACCUGAGGCUUCACUAGCAGAUUUACGAAAUAUCAUAAAUCAUAUAAAUCUUGGAUCAGCCUUUCCUGCACGCAAGGAAGAUUUCGAAACUGAAGAAGUUUAUAAUAAUUGGAAAGCUAUUGAAUUAAAAACACUUAAUGAACUUAUGACUACUAUUAUAAUUUUAUUUCCUGGAAUAAAAGUAGGAAAUCCCAUAAAAGAUUCCAUCGCACAAGACGUAGUUUAUAAUCCUAGUUCUACAUUAUCAAGUAAUGACGGAGGUUCUUUUGUCUUUAUUCCAUCAAAUCCUCGAAGAUUUUACAAGUUACUUAUGAAUAAAUGUAUAGAAUAUGAAUUACUUACUGGAUCACCCAGUGAACAUUCCGUCAAAAUUUUAUCUAAAAGUGUAAUAGAAUUACUUAACGAAUGCGCUCUUCGAUGGAGAGUAUCACCCGGAUUUCGAUGGUUGCAAUAUUUGGAUGCUUUGAAGAAUCAUUUCGAUAAUGAACAUCCUGCAAUUACUUUAGAUCACAUAAGAGAAGGAAUGCAUCUAUUAAAGGAUGCUACUAAAUUACGGGAUGUAUCUACUUGGACUAUUAAUGAUGUUCGGAUUCACGAUUCUUUGCUAAAACUUAUGGCUGAAGCACUUGAACAUCUAUUUAAAAUCAAGGCUGAUGCAUUUGAUCCCAUGAUUUCAAUAUUAUAUCUCAUUUAUGAAUCUGAAUUAUUUCAAGCGACAUAUCCGGAUAUUACUCCUUUUUACAAUAAUCUUCAAGGAAUUGUUAAAAAAGUUGCAGUUGAAGUAUAUCUUGUAAAGAGAGAACAAAUUUAUUCUCAAGAGGACAAUAAUGAAGUGGUUAAAUUAAUCACUUUAGCUAGAUGGAUUCAACAAGAGACAGAAAAAUUAACCAAAAAAUUCCCAAGACCUUUAAUAGGACAAAUAAAUGUUGUAUGCCUAGUAGUAGAAAAGCAAGUGCCACUUUUCACAUUGGAAAUGGAAAAUACUACACAAGAUAUUGCUGGAAAAGUUAGAAUGACAUCGGAAGAAGGAAUUCCAGUUGAUGAUAUUUUUGAGCUUUACAGAGAAGUUUCUGAAUUAAAAGAAAUAUACGAAAGUCGUAAUACUGGGUGCGAAUUUUCAUUAAGUAUAGAAAAUUGGUUUGAACCUCAUGUCAAAAUGUGGUUAGAAGCUACGGAUAGUAAAACACCAGAAUGGGUACAAACAGCGAUCUGUAUGGACGAGUUCAAAGCUGUAAGCGGAACAGAUAAACAUUCAUCCUCGGUAGUGGAUCUUUUUACUUCAUCUAAUCAAACCAUUGAUUUCAUUAAAAAACUUGAUUGGCCAAACGAAUAUCAAUACGCAAAAUUUAUGACUAGUUUGUCGAAGACUGUUAGUAAAGCCUUGGAUCAAUAUUGUGAUGAAAUCGAAGAUCUUUUUAUGAAAGAUAUGUUUCCUGUGGAAGAAAAAGAACAAGGAGCUGCAAAACAAUCUGCCUGGUACAUAAGAGCCAAAACUUCAGAAAAAGCUCUUACUUUUGAUUUUAAACCUACGACUUGUAUAAAAUUAAAUAAUAUUGAAGCAGCGAGAGAACAAUUAGAUAAAUUAUAUGAGACGAUGGAAGUUGACAGAUUAACAGAAGUUAUUAGCGAAUAUGAAAAAGAUGUUCAUGACAAUCAAAAACAAGAUAAUUAUUUAUAUACGAUUAAAAUUGUACUGGCUGAAAACUUGUCAGCAUUAGAUAAUAAUGGUUAUAGUGAUCCUUAUUGUGUUUUGGCAGAUGAAUUGGGAAAUCGUUUGGUUCAAACUCGUGUUAUAUAUGAAACUUUAAAUCCAAGAUGGGAAGAGGCUUUUGAUAUUACCAUAUCUGAACCUUUUAGACAAUUAAGUGCCAUUAUUUUGGAUAGAGAUCAAGUUGGUUCCGAUGAUGUUUGUGGAAAGGGUACCUUUGUUUUGGAUCUUAAUCGUUUCAAUGAUUAUUUGGCUCAUGAAGUUUGGGUUGAUCUUGAUACUCAAGGUCGUGUUUUAUUGAGAAUAAGUAUGGAAGGUGAAAGGGAUAUUAUUCAAUUUUAUUUCGGUAAAGCCUUCAGAACUCUCAAACGUUCACAUGAUGAUAUGGCUAGAACUAUAGUUGAUAGGAUGUCACCAUUUUUGAAACGAUGUUUAUCAAGAGAUGUUAUCAAGCCGUUAGUUUCAAAAUCCAUAACAAAAAUUUUCAAGGAACAAAAUAAACUCACUGAUCGAGAUAUAGAAAAAGCAAUAGAUCCUAUAUUUGAUUAUUUCGAUAAAAAUUUAUCGACUCUUAAUAAUUAUUUACAUCCUGUAGUAUUUCAAAUGGUUACGACUCGAAUUUGGAAGGAUAUAUUGUCUAUGAUUGAAGCACUCAUGGUACCACCUUUAUCAGAACGUCCAUCCGACCUGAAACCACUCACCGAUGAGGAACUUGAUGUUGUUUAUAAAUGGCUUUCGUUUUUGAAAUCAUAUCUCUAUGCGGAUGGAAAUGGCAUGUCAAAAGAUGAAAUAGAAAGUCCAAAAUAUCAUGAAAUUAAACAAAUUCGAGAGUUUUAUGAUGUUAAAACUGAAACUCUUAUUGAAAAAUAUCUCAAUAUGCAAAAGGAAAUUAAUGCUUUACCCAAGAAAGAACCAAAAGGAUUAAAUAAAUCAGUUUUGAAUCAACGAAAUCUUGGUACAAUCAAAAAACGUAAAACCGAAAAACGUAAACACAAUAAUAACAAUAAUAAUGGAGAAUUAAUACUUCGAAUUUUGAGGAUGCGAGCGGGAACGAAAGGAUUUUUGAAACAACAAAUGGAAGAAAGAGCCAAGAGGAUGGCCGCUAUAACUAAGGAAUCAAUAGUUCGUCGUGAAGAAGCACCCCCUGUUCCAGCCCUACGAAAUUCUCAACUAUUUUCAUAA